This is a messenger RNA of Dreissena polymorpha, 1915 nucleotides long. RefSeq names its product pyrokinin-1 receptor-like. The transcript has 4 exons. Gene Ontology annotation, molecular function: neuromedin U receptor activity. The record is from RefSeq and is a predicted model, not a curated record. Gene Ontology annotation, cellular component: plasma membrane. NCBI's taxonomy places the organism in Eukaryota, Metazoa, Mollusca, Bivalvia, Myida, Dreissenidae. Bases 1 to 1524 code for a protein of 507 amino acids. Gene Ontology annotation, biological process: neuropeptide signaling pathway.
AUGGCCAAAGAUGAUAGACCUGGAUAUGUUUCCAUUAAUGGAAGCGGAAACACAUUUGAGUAUUUCAACAGAUCAGAUGAUUACAUAAAACAAUUACUGAUAGCAAAUCUUGGUGAAAAACGGAAAAGCAUGUUCACAGUGGUAUUUUUGAUUAUGAUUUAUGCGACCAUUUUCCUAACCGGAGUGAUUGGGAAUUUAAGUACGUGUAUUGUGAUAUGGAAAAACACAUACAUGCAUACAGUCACAAAUUAUUAUCUUUUCACUUUAGCCAUAUCAGACGUUAUGACGCUUUUAUUAGCCUUGCCGCCAGAGGUGUACUCAAUUUGGGAAGCGUAUCCAUGGCGAUUUGGGCAAUCAUUCUGUAUACUCAAAUCGUUUAUAAUGGAGAUGACAUCGUAUUCGUCUGUGUUGACCAUAACGGGAUUCACUGUAGAACGCUAUCUGUCUAUUUGUCACCCCAUGAAAUUGCAACACUGCCGUCAUAUAAGCCGAGCUAAACGAUGCAUAGUCCUUAUAUGUGUAGUUUCCAUACUAAGUGCCUUACCAUAUCCGGUGCAUACAAGGACAUUUUACUACCUGUCGGAUCCCCACAGUGGCCAGCAUAUACCUGACUCGCUUGUCUGCAACAUCCCCCAGAAGUGGACAGGGCGGAUGAUAAUAGUGUUCCAGCUAUCGACGUUUGUCUAUUUUGUGCUACCCAUGGCUAUCCUAAGUUUAAUGUACAUUCUUAUCGGAAUUAAACUGCACAGAACAGAACUACGAACAAAGUAUGAUACUCAGUACGGACAGGCGACGGCGACAAAAGCACGCAGAGCAAUACUCAAAAUGUUAGUUGCUGUCGUAGUUGCGUUUUUCAUCUGCUGGGCUCCGUUCCAUGCUCAAAGACUUAUGACACUGUACGUUACUAAUUGGAAUGCACGGCUGUUAGAAAUACAGGGACAUCUGUUUUAUCUUUCAGGAAUUCUUUACUUCUUCAGUUCCACCGUGAAUCCAAUACUGUACAAUGUGAUGUCAAGAAAGUUCAGGAGAGCCUUCAAGCGAACUCUCUGCAGAUGUUUUGUUGGCGCAAAUAAUCUUCCAUCUUUUUAUAUGCUAAAGGCCAAGUUCAUCAAUCACGAUUUAAAUGUACCCCAUUCUCGAGAGAGCGAUAUUCCAAACAUGUCUGACAACAAGGAUUUUCGGAUUGUUACGUAUUACAACAACGAUAAGCAAGAGUCAUCUAAAUAUAACCACUCCGGAGACAAAUACUCCACUAAAGAGACGCUGAUUAACAAGACAUAUGAAAGCUCAUCAGGCAAGUCACACGCACAUUCUGACAGCGACCUGCACGCCUUGUGUCGGCACAAGAGGUGCUCCGAUAGACGUCACAGUGCGCUAAAUCGACGUAGAAAUGGAUUGGUCAAUUCAUUUCAUGAUAUCGACGAUUUACGUAAAGAGCAUACGUUAUUUGAUUACCAAACUGCUGCUAAAUUGAGACUACUUGAAGCUGAACCGCUAACACAUUCAUGGCAAUCAACGGUUUAGAUACACGACAAACUGUAAUGCACACUCUGUGUGAAAUAGAAGUGUUCAUAGUGUGCGUUAUAAGGUUGUGUAAUAAUGUUAUCGGACAUUAUUGAGAAAAUCUACGUAUUGAAUGCAUAAGGAUAUAUGUAUUGCCUAGUUUGAACACAAAUAAAUAGGACAAUUCUUACAAUUCAUAUAUUUGAUAACAAUUUAUUAAUAAAACACGAGAAGGGAAUUCCAAGCAAAUGCUCGUUCAGAAUCAAACGGAUGAACAAAAGUACAUGUAUGUACGCGAACAAUUUUACAGAACUGAUUAAGGACGGCAUCUUUCCGCAAUACAAUAUCUGAAUACGGAGAUCUUAUAAUAAAUAAAUUGCAUGUAAUGCACACUUGACAGUUAGUUAUGACG